Molecule: messenger RNA, 2009 nt
Organism: Hypomesus transpacificus
Lineage: Eukaryota; Metazoa; Chordata; Actinopteri; Osmeriformes; Osmeridae
Gene: golga7
Product: golgin A7
Exons: 6
Coding region: 92-520 (142 amino acids)
Biological process (GO): Golgi to plasma membrane protein transport; protein targeting to membrane; peptidyl-L-cysteine S-palmitoylation
Cellular component (GO): Golgi stack; palmitoyltransferase complex
Source: RefSeq, a predicted model, not a curated record
CUCCUUCUUACCCGGACACGUUAUCCAGACGCACAAAGUAGCACUAGCUGAUGAGGAUAAACAAGAGUCAGCUGUCACAGAAGCCGUCAACAUGGCAGAGACUCACAGCUUGCAGGACAUGAGGCAGCCGCCAGCCAUCUCGGCCAAAGUGUUCAUCCAGAGAGACUACACCAAUGGCACUGUCUGCCAGUUCCAGACCAAGUUCCCCUCUGAGCUGGAGACCAGGAUUGACAAGCAGCAGUUUGAGGAGACUGUGCGGACGUUGAACAACCUGUACCUGGAGGCUGAGAAGCUGGGAGGCCAGUCGUACCUGGAGGGCUGUCUUGCCUGCCUCACCGCCUACACCAUCUUCCUCUGCAUGGAGACCCACUAUGAGAAGGUCCUGAAGAAGAUCGCCAAGUACAUCCAGGAGCAGAACGAUAAGAUCUACGCUCCGAGGGGUCUCCUCCUCACCGACCCCAUAGAGAGAGGCCUCAGAGUUGUUGAGAUCACCAUCUUUGAAGACCACAUGGGAAGAUAAAAGACCAAUGGAUCGGAUUCCCGCGUGCGUGUGGACCUUCGGAGGCUGGUUGUGUUCGACAGCGCGUGGGGAUGUCACCUCCUCGACCGCCACGGAGGCCCGCCCCGCCUCGCUCUCUCCCUCCUGGGCCCCUUCCCCCCCCCCCCAUACACCGCAUCCUCCCUCACUGCUCAUCGUAAGCCGUCAAGGUUUUGAUUCAGAAGUCCUUAGGAUUGGUUCGUGCCGACCUGCCCAGCUUUCAUCAACCCAUCCAUAGGAGCGGUGGGAGGGAGGAAGGAACUAACUUUUGAGGAUUCGGACUGCGUUUUUACGAUUUUAGCGAAUGUGGCCGAGGAUUUAAAUCUUCACUUCUGCGUCUAAACAAUCUGUCCUGUUCGCCGCUAACUACCCUAACUUGUGUAUGUACAGUAAUGGCCGUCUUACUCCUUUUUAAAUGCAAUACUUAGGCUGUGCUUUGUUUUGAGCGGCCCCUUUUGAGCAUCCACAUCGAUCAAAUGAACUGCUUCCUAGGGAUUGGGAUGUUUUAAGUCGAAGGAAGAAGGUUGUUUGUUUAAGUGUGGCUCCACACACAAGGGCACCCUCCAAACGAAGUAGCCUAAAUAUUCCAUGUAAGAAUGCGUUCUGUUAUCUGUAAUCCAUCUUUGUCCAAGUUUCACAUUUCAAAUACCCCCCCAUCAUGCAUUCUGCAUGUUUUCCCCCAAAAAAAUUAAGCACCAUGGUUCUUUAGUUUGUGUAGUAAACUGUACAUGUCCUCACCUGUGCCAUGCAUAGGAUACAGUGACUGUUGGUUUUGUCGUGCUUUCUCGUGUAGUAAUUGUACUCAUCAUGAUGCCUUUGACCGAAGCAGAGAAGUGCUCUUGAUAGACAGUGCCUGUAUUGGCUGUGAAUAUUGCCUCGUAGUAAGUUCAAAGUUGGGUGCAGUCCGGUGUAUUGUAAUAUUUAUCUUAUUAGAGUUAGCUUUGUUCUACGGUUGAUGGCAAGCAUUACAAACUGAAAAGGAUUCCUGUCCGAGGCCCACCUCGCAAACCUCUUGAUUCUUAAUGUGUUUCAGAUAAAGGACUUGGUUGAGAAAUCUCAGCUCAUGUUAUUGAACACUCCCAGCCAAAACGAGAUUGAAAAGUGCUCACUGUUGCUUUGCGACUAUAAUGUGUUUUGAAUGUGAAAUAUUUUAUCUGAAAUAAAAUAUCUCAAGAUUUUGCAAGUAAUUUAUCGCUACCAAAAUAUAAAGUUACAGAUUUUAUGGAGACUUUGAGAGAUGAUGGUUUAUGGAAGGCACUGCUAAAGCAUUCACAUUACCUAUAAUUAUAAUGUACAUAUGAUUGUGUGUUCUGUUAAAUAAUGAUGAAUGAUGACUCUUGAUUUCAUUUGGCCUUUUUAACUUUUCUGUUAAUUGAGAAAUUAUAACCUUUUAUAUGUUCUUUUUUUUCACAAGUUCACAAGCAAACUCUUCUUAAUCUGUGUAUUGUAUCAAUAAAGAAACUGAAAUAUU